AUGGCUCCCGCCGCCGCACGGGCACGCAAGAAGAAGACGUUCGUGCAGAAGCGCGGGCAGGUGCUGGAGAGGGUGCUGGGGAGCCUCUUCUCCUGGCUGCCGCGCUGCAGGUGCAGGCUGCAGCUGUUCCGCAAGAACCGCGCCCCUCGCGGCCGCCGCGGCAACCGCGUCCCGGCCAACGGAGGCCACGUCGAGCCGGAGCCCGACGUCGCAAACAACGACACUCCGCUCGCAACCACGCCGCACACCCAGACCCAGCAGUAG
Molecule: messenger RNA, 264 nt
Organism: Miscanthus lutarioriparius
Lineage: Eukaryota; Viridiplantae; Streptophyta; Magnoliopsida; Poales; Poaceae
Source: the annotation of a GenBank genome assembly